ACUGUAGCGAUUUACCUGGUGAAGAGGAACAUCCGCAAGAAAGGGGGUCUGGAGCCUUAUGAGCAGGUGAACUAUGACCACAUGCACCAGUGGCUCAACCACAAGUGGGAUUUCAUCGUGAUGCAGGCCACUGAGCAGUACAAGGCAGGAAAGGAGAGGAUGAAGCCAGAUCGCGUGGUCUUUGACUGUCAAGAGAGGGCGUACUGGGUGGUGAACAGGCCACCACCUGGAACGCACUCUGCUUUGGUCACUGGAGUGGAUCGUCUUAUUGAUCCCAACGACGACGAGAAAAUCACCUUCGACCUCUUCAGGCGGAUGAUCAUAUUCUAUCAACAAGCAGUCAUGAGGUCAAAGGUCAAAUCCAGUGUUUCCCUGGGAGCACUGGUGAAGUAUGUCACAACCUACAAAAACCAUGACCCGUUCCUGGCUCCCUGUCUACCCAGCAAUCCCUGGCAAACCGACAACCAUACAUACUGGACUCUCAACAUGAGAAGAGUUGAAGUUCCUACUAAGAUGCGAGUCGAGCGUUGGUCCUUCAGCUUGUUUGAGCUUCUCAGCGAUCUGCGUGGACGAGACGACUUCAAGGUCUUUCUCAAGAAGGAGUUUAGUGGUGAGAACUUGGCUUUUUGGGAAGCAGCUGAAGAACUAAAAUGGGGAACUGCAUCAUCCAUGUCAGCAAAGGCAGAAAGCAUCUUUAAGAUGUUUCUAGCACCAGGUGCUUCCCGCUGGAUCAACAUUGAUGGCAGAACCAUGGGUCUGACAGUGAAAGGCCUGGAACAUCCUCACCGCUGUGUCCUGGAUGUAGCGCAGACACAUGUCUUCUUGCUUAUGAAGAAGGAUACUUUUUUCCGCUAUCUCAAGUCUCCAGUGUACAAGGAGAUCCAGAAGAAGGCACAGAACCCGGAGCCGCACAACUUCAGUGCAGCCCAACUGGACCAAAAUGCCAAAAACCGAACUCCAGGCAUCCAUCCCAUCAUCCUGUGGAAGCAAGAGGAAGAGGAGAAGAUCAAGGCCGCCGCUACCACGGCGCCGGUCGACAUCAAAGCCGUGAUGAGCAAAAUCGACAGGAAAAAGUAGAGACACACAACAGCAACUUAUGUGUGUGUCUGUCAAACGAGCAACUCCAGCUCCACCAAUGACGACAGUUCACAAGGUUGUGUGAAGAGCAAACAGACAGACAUACAACACAAUAUAAACAACACUAACACUGCACACAGACACACAACAAUAUAAACAGCACACGAGACAAAAAACAUAAUAUAAACAACACUAACAC
This is a messenger RNA of Thalassophryne amazonica, 1276 nucleotides long. RefSeq names its product regulator of G-protein signaling 9-like. The transcript has 12 exons. Bases 82 to 1077 code for a protein of 331 amino acids. The record is from RefSeq and is a predicted model, not a curated record. Lineage: Eukaryota; Metazoa; Chordata; Actinopteri; Batrachoidiformes; Batrachoididae. Gene Ontology annotation, biological process: regulation of G protein-coupled receptor signaling pathway; G protein-coupled receptor signaling pathway.